AUGUCGGCAGAAUUUGAGGAUGUCCUCACAAAUCAACCUGUCGUGAUAGACAAUGGCUCCGGAACCAUCAAAGCAGGUUUUGCGGGUCAAGAUCAUCCAAAAUGUUUUUUCCCGUCAUUCGUUGGGAGACCAAAGCAUGUGCGUGUCAUGGCUGGCGCUCUUGAAGGCGACGUCUUCAUCGGUCGUCGCGCACAAGAAUUCCGCGGUCUUCUCAAGAUUAAAUACCCUAUGGAACAUGGCAUUGUAACCGAUUGGGAUGACAUGGAACGGAUAUGGAGUUGGAUAUAUGCUGAAGAGCUUGGGACCCUCAGUGAAGAGCACCCAGUUCUCUUGACCGAAGCGCCGCUCAAUCCAAGGAGUAAUCGUGAUGUAGCCGCUCAGAUAUUCUUCGACACAUUCAAUGUUCCAGCUCUCUUCCUGUCCGUGCAGGCCGUUCUUUCGCUAUAUUCUUCAGGGCGGACAACUGGCAUAGUACUUGACUCUGGAGAUGGCGUUACACAUGCUGUUCCAGUAUUUGAGGGUUUCUCCAUGCCUCAUGCGAUUCGAAGAGUGGAUGUCGCCGGAAGGGAUGUAACUGACCAUCUACAACUGCUGCUAAGAAAAUCUGGCCAUCAUCUGCACACAACUGCGGAAAGAGAAGUGGUUCGGAUAAUCAAGGAAAAGUGCUGUUAUAUCGCGUUAAGUCCUUCCAAAGAGGAAAAGGAUACCGUGGGUCGGACUGAAGAGUUCCGUCUCCCGGAUGGAAACGUAGUUCAGUUGGGACCUGAGCGGUUCCGUGCUCCCGAAAUCUUGUUUAAUCCAGAGCUUAUUGGACAGGAAUACGCUGGUGUUCAUCAGGUUGUCGUUGAUUCAAUCAAUCGAGUUGAUUUGGAUCUGCGGAAGAGUCUCUUUUCGAACAUCGUUCUCAGUGGAGGCAGCACGUUAUGCAAAGGUUUUGGCGAUCGUCUUCUCAACGAAAUCAAGAAGUUGGCUUUGAAAGAUGUCAAAAUCAAGAUUUACGCCCCUCCGGAACGUAAAUAUUCAACGUGGAUAGGUGGUUCUAUUCUUGCAGGUCUUGGGACUUUCAAAAAGAUGUGGGUAUCAGCAGAAGAGUAUCAAGAAGAUCCGGAUAUCAUCCACAAGAAGCUUGGCUUCUAA
This is a messenger RNA of Suillus clintonianus, 1137 nucleotides long. RefSeq names its product actin-related protein. The transcript has 9 exons. The coding region runs from base 1 to 1137 and encodes 378 amino acids. The record is from RefSeq and is a predicted model, not a curated record. Lineage: Eukaryota; Fungi; Basidiomycota; Agaricomycetes; Boletales; Suillaceae.